Ectocarpus siliculosus is the source of this 339-nucleotide messenger RNA. The record is from the annotation of a GenBank genome assembly. NCBI's taxonomy places the organism in Eukaryota, Phaeophyceae, Ectocarpales, Ectocarpaceae.
UCGUCGUCAGGCACCCCAGAGUGGGAUUGGAGUAAGUUCGAGGGCGGGUCCGGGCGUGGAGGGGUUGAAAAUGUCAGCGGGGAAGCAAUCGCCACCAGCGACAAGCCUUGUGAAACACAAGUACCUGGAGUGUGGCAAGCAGUUCCUGCCGAGGUUAAGGCUACCACGAAGGCAAAUGAGCCUGCACGGGACAUGGUACUCACUGGGGCACCAAUUCUGUGCCCCCUGAUGUUGCCACCAAGAACGCGAGGCCGCAUACGGCUCACGGCCUCAGAGAAUCGGACAUUACUAGGGGGCGAGGAGAUGCUGCCCCGGUUGUUGCUGGCGCUCGCGGAAUGA